Messenger RNA from Striga asiatica, 1936 nucleotides. The record is from the annotation of a GenBank genome assembly. NCBI's taxonomy places the organism in Eukaryota, Viridiplantae, Streptophyta, Magnoliopsida, Lamiales, Orobanchaceae.
AUUUUUUCUUAAAAAUACUUAUCAUUUCCCCAAUAAUUAAUUUAUUGGAUUGUUAGAUCUAAAAAACACAUCCACACGAUCCAACGGUUUGAAAUGUUCCUAAUAAUUGACAUUGGGAUUGGAUAAAAAGAUAUGUUUUAGUAGCCGGGCCAAUACUCCUUCCGAUCAGCAAGCCCUAGCUCGGUCCGUGGGGUUUUCGAUCGUCACCAAUCUCGGCAAAUACCUUGGAGUCUUCUAAGUCUGCUUUCUCUUCUGAUAGGAAGAUUGAAGUUCCCAAACCAGAGUUUACUACAUUAAUAUACGAGUCUUGAUUGUGACUUUUGGAGGGGAGUAAACUAUGGCAGCUGGGGUAUUUUGCUGCUUCAUCAUCAUCCUUCUACUUUUAGAGCCUCAGCAACUGGUCAAUGCUGGGAACCCUGAUCUAAGGCUGAAACUCGGCAGUCAAAUUCUUCAGGAGUCCAUCGUUAAAUCAGUUAAUGGUAAUGCUGAAGCUGGAUGGGAAGCUUCUAUGAACCCUCGAUUUUCCAACUAUACAGUUGGCCAAUUUAUGCACCUUCUCGGAGUCAAAACCAUGUCAGAAGGUGAUGUGAGGGGAAUUCCUGUUAUUGCUCAUGAAGAAGGUCUGAAGCUGCCAAAAACGUUUGAUGCACGAGUUGCUUGGCCUCAGUGUAGGACAAUCAGGGAAAUUCUUGGUCAGUUGCGUUUGUUAUAUUCUAACUAUUUCCCUUCUCCAUCUGAUUUGGGUUGUUUGAAAUUCAAAGAUCAGGGCCACUGCGGUUCCUGUUGGGCUUUUGGUGCAGUUGAGGCACUCUCUGACCGCUUCUGUAUUCAUUUCGACUUGAACAUUUCCCUCUCUGUCAAUGAUCUCUUAGCAUGUUGCGGCUUUAUGUGUGGUGAUGGCUGUGAUGGAGGGUACCCCAUAUCAGCAUGGAGAUACUUUGUCCAUACUGGUGUUGUGACUGAAGAGUGUGAUCCCUACUUCGACAAUAGUGGAUGCUCACAUCCUGGUUGCGAGCCUGCGUAUCCAACUCCCAAGUGUGAGAAGAGAUGCAAAAAACAAAACCUUUUCUGGCGGAAAUCUAAGCACUUCAGUGUCAAUGCAUAUAAAAUCAGUUCUGAUCCAUACAAUAUAAUGGCUGAAAUUUUCUUAAAUGGACCAGUAGAGGUCUCAUUCACCGUGUAUGAGGAUUUUGCUCACUACAAAUCAGGAGUUUAUAAACACUUGACAGGGGAUCAGAUGGGAGGUCAUGCAGUUAAGCUGAUAGGGUGGGGAACUACCGAAGAAGGGGAGGACUAUUGGCUUUUAGCAAAUCAAUGGAAUAAAAGCUGGGGUGAUGUGCGUGCUCUGUUGAACUCUUCCUUGAGAUCUUUAGAAUAUCACUUUUUAAGGAAACGCGUGGGAACUAUUUUGGAAGGAACCAUUAAUUCGUACCCAAAAAUGAUGGCAGAUGGGUACUUCAUGAUCAGAAGAGGAACAAAUGAAUGUGGCAUUGAAGAAGAUGUAGUUGCAGGGUUACCUUCAUCAAGGAACUUAAUUUCCAAGUAUGGCCAUGUGGAUGCAUCACUUGAUACCUCAGCCUGAGACUUGAACAUCAUACGAGCCCACGUGAUUGAACUAUGCAUGAAGCAUUGAAAUGUUCAUCUUCUAUUGUGUUAACUGCCAUAUGAUACUAAUAUUUCCAGGGCACCUUGGGUAUAGUUUGUAUUCGGAUUGUAAUUUCUGUAUCGUGCAUGUAGUUCUGUUUCGACCCUAAAUGAACCGUUCUUGGCGUUUUAAACGUGGGAAGGUUCUUUUGUAUAAUAAGGUAAUUUUUAUAUUUGGAAAACGAGCAUUAGGAAUUACUCCCUUCGAUUCGUUCAUAAUUUGCAGAUGAUGAUCAACAUUGUCCGCGCUGAAUAUGAAAAAAUGAAUGUGAGGUGCUUGAAUAAAAUGUAA